This is a messenger RNA of Microsporum canis CBS 113480, 759 nucleotides long. RefSeq lists its product as hypothetical. The coding region runs from base 1 to 759 and encodes 252 amino acids. The record is from RefSeq and is a predicted model, not a curated record. The transcript has 2 exons. Gene Ontology annotation, molecular function: cyclin binding; ubiquitin conjugating enzyme binding; ubiquitin protein ligase activity. Gene Ontology annotation, biological process: protein monoubiquitination; protein autoubiquitination; proteasome-mediated ubiquitin-dependent protein catabolic process. Gene Ontology annotation, cellular component: ubiquitin ligase complex; nucleus; cytosol. Lineage: Eukaryota; Fungi; Ascomycota; Eurotiomycetes; Onygenales; Arthrodermataceae.
AUGUCGCCUCCGCCAGAGCCAUGCAUCCUGCUGUACGCUGAAUUGCUAGCGAAUAUUCGACCGUUGCGUCUUUUUGUUACAGCUACAAACACCACACAGAACGACCAUCCGGGGACGGGACCAUUGCUCUCUCUCUCUACCUCUCUCUCUGCCGUUACGGUAUCACAUAUCGGCAAGACUCUUACUCUUGAACUCCCUCGCUCUGUAUCGGCACGGUCUCGUGAAUUUCUGGCGGCGGGUCGGCCCGUUUCGUGCAGCGGAGAGAAUGAAUACUCCUUUCGCCUCCCCAUAGACGAAGCCAAUCCCUUCUUAAGUGCCACUUCAAGUAAUGACUGUGGUCCAGAGGCCCCCUGGCCAGCGAAGAGUAUGACCACACGGACAUGCAUAUGCUGCCGUGAGUGCUCCGGUAUACUUUUCGCCCCAAGUGAUGGCCAGGCUGUCGUGUGGAAAGACUUGCCCGGUGCAGACUGGGCUGAAUUAAUGGAUCUAUGGCAUUGCCAUAAACCGAACCCAAUACCUAACAACAAUACAUCUGAGGAUCAUCCUGACUUGAGUGGGCAUACUAAGGGGUACGGUGCCGCCAACAGAGUUAUUUGUGAACCUGGGACUAUCUUUGUCAAUGUUACUUCAUUCAUCAUGGCCGCAAACGACAGUCAAGGUGUGAAGAGAGUGUUUUCCAUUCAUCAAGGUGCUACUGCAAUAGAUGAUCCAAAAAAUUUCAUAUAUAACCCCUACUCUGGGGGGACGAAGGGAUUUUAA